AUGGCAAGAUUCUCUACGUCAGACCCAAGAUGGACUUGGCCAACACAGGUCGGUGACAACCUUGGACAAGCCGCUCCGUGCUGUCCCGCGCUCAUCUGCGCUGCAGGCAACUACCGAGAAACCCGUUGGUUCACGCCGUGGAUGAACAGGGCCGGGUGGGAGGAGUAUCAUCUGCCUCGUAUGCUGCAAAAGCUGCAGGGCGCCACCCACGUACCCUUUGGAGACGUGGUGCUCUCCACGCCAGACUCGACGUACGGAAGUGAGUAUUGCGAAGAGCUGUGGGCCCCCGAGUCUGGCUCCGUGUUGCAGAGUCUCGACGGCGUCGAGAUCUUCUCCAAUGGCUCGAGCAGUCACUACGAGUUGCAGAAGCUCGGCGAUCGGGUGCAGCUCAUCGCCGCCCAGUCCAAAAAGGUUGGGGGGUUGUACCUGUACAGUAACCAGCAAGGCUGCGACGGCGAGCGAGUGUACUACGACGGCUGCUCCAUGAUAUUUUUAAACGGGGAGCUCCUGGCCGCGACGCCCCAGUUCACCCUGCAAGACGUGUCUGUUGCAGUCGCAACUGUUGACCUGGAAGACAUUCGCGCCCACCGGCAGGUCUCGUCGCGCAAUUUUCAGGCAGCCAGGAAGACCCUACAGUACUACCGCAUUCAGACCCCCUUCGAGUUGAGCCCCGACCAGGACGACGCCCACCUCUCUCGUCGCCCAACAUUGCCGAGGGAACCCAAAUAUCACCACAUUGCCGAGGAACUGGCCCUCGCGGCCGGAUGCUGGCUCUGGGACUACCUUGCUAGGUCCGGCAGCAGCGGGUACUUGAUCCCGCUGUCCGGAGGCUUGGAUUCCUGCUCCACGGCCGUCCUCGUCUACGCCAUGGCUAGACUUGCCAUCAGCGCCAUGGAUGCUGGCAACAAGACCGUCACCGACACUCUCAGGCGCAUCUUUGGUGAUCAUCCCCUCCCCAAGACGGCCCAGGAGCUGUGCCAUAGAGUCCUGCACACCGUCUACAUGGGAGCGCGGGUGAGCUCCGGAGAAACGCGCCAGCGUGCCCGAGACAUAGCUUCCAGCCUCGGGAGCUAUCACAUGGAAAUGAGCAUCGAUUCGGUUUACGACGCUAUGAAGACUACGGUGACUGAGAGUCUGGACAUCCACCCCAACUUCAGGAUGGAAGGUGGGAGUGACGAAGAGGGAAAGAGUUUGCAGAAUAUCCAGGCACGCAUUCGAAUGGUGACGGCAUACACAUGGGCGCAGCUUCUACCUCUCAAACGCCAGCUGCGAGGCGGCUUGUUGGUCCUUGGAUCAAGUAACGUGGGAGAGUCACUCCGCGGGUAUUUUACCAAAUGGGAUAACAGCGCGGCAGACAUUUCGCCAAUCGGCUCCGUCGAUAAGCAAGAUCUUGUUCGUCUGCUUGAGUGGGCCAAGGGAGAGUUCUCACUCCCAGCGCUCGAUGAGACGCUCAAGGCAACGCCGACGGCUGAGCUAGAACCGGUCACGGAAGAAUACUGCCAGAGCGACGAGGUGGACAUGGGAAUGAGUUACGCCGAGCUUACAUUAUUCGGGCGCCUUCGCAAGGAGAAGAAGAUGGGCCCGUAUUCCAUGUUCACGCAUCUGGUCCGUUUGUGGGGUAGACACCGGGACGAGGUUGACGAUGCUCCGCGUCUGGAGCCUGCCGAAAUUGCGGCCAAGGUCAAGGCCUUUCAUCAUUUUGUGUCAACCUGUGCGGACCGCAUUUCGCUAACUUGCACCAAGGCUACUCGUGCGACUCGAACCGGUUUGAUCUACGUCCGUUUCUUUGUGAGCUCUCCCCUCCUCGCCGCUGGCGCUACGCUCUGCGAGCCCAUUCCACUGACUGGAUGUCUUAGAUCCGCCAUUCUGGAAGAGUUGGAGUUUUAA
This is a messenger RNA of Metarhizium album ARSEF 1941, 1887 nucleotides long. Its product is annotated as glutamine-dependent NAD synthetase. Gene Ontology annotation, biological process: NAD+ biosynthetic process. Lineage: Eukaryota; Fungi; Ascomycota; Sordariomycetes; Hypocreales; Clavicipitaceae. Gene Ontology annotation, molecular function: glutaminase activity; NAD+ synthase (glutamine-hydrolyzing) activity; ATP binding. Gene Ontology annotation, cellular component: cytoplasm. The record is from RefSeq and is a predicted model, not a curated record. The coding region runs from base 1 to 1887 and encodes 628 amino acids. The transcript is spliced from 6 exons.